Messenger RNA from Cyphomyrmex costatus, 1152 nucleotides. RefSeq names its product signal peptide, CUB and EGF-like domain-containing protein 3. NCBI's taxonomy places the organism in Eukaryota, Metazoa, Arthropoda, Insecta, Hymenoptera, Formicidae. The transcript has 10 exons. Bases 16 to 1152 code for a protein of 378 amino acids. The record is from RefSeq and is a predicted model, not a curated record.
CAGAUUUUUGUUCCAAUGACGACUCUCGUCUACAUCUUCAUUCUCUUCUCGCUCGCAGGCAACGUUUUCUCUCAGCAGGACUUGGGACACUCUGUCGCGUUCAUCGGUGAUAAAUGCGGGAGAGACGUCGAUUGUAUUGAGAAUGCAUUUUGUCGAUGGCAAGAAACUUGCCAGUGCGAUCCCUUUUACUCACCGAGUCACGAUAAAUCAAAAUGUACUGCCACUGUAGGACUGAGUUGUGUGGAUAAUACACAGUGUCAAAGCAUAGCAAACGGCGAAUGUAAACAGAAUACGUGCACAUGCAAAGAUGACUUUUUCUUGGAUAACAAUAAUUCUUCAAACUGCAUUAGUCGACCUUCAAAAAUCGGCGAUCGUUGCCAUGUAAACACGAAUGAUAACUUGUGCCAGGAAAGUUUCAAUUUUGCAUUAUGCAUUAACGAGAAGUGUGAGUGUUUCACGGGACAUCAUUUUGUAAAUGAAACAAGGACCUGCAUACAGAGUCGAGCCUUAUAUUUCACUUGUUCACACGACUACGAAUGCUACGAAAGUAACAGGUUUCCGGACACCAUGGAGUGUAAGAAUGGUCAAUGCGAGUGUAAGGAGGGAGAACGAUGUUCCAAAGGUUCGCUAAUGACGGCCGCCGGGACACUUGUGGUAAUCUUACUUUUCCUACAACGAAUCGCACCUGUAGGACUGAGUUGUGUGGAUAAUACACAGUGUCAAAGCAUAGCAAACGGCGAAUGUAAACAGAAUACGUGCACAUGCAAAGAUGACUUUUUCUUGGAUAACAAUAAUUCUUCAAACUGCAUUAGUCGACCUUCAAAAAUCGGCGAUCGUUGCCAUGUAAACACGAAUGAUAACUUGUGCCAGGAAAGUUUCAAUUUUGCAUUAUGCAUUAACGAGAAGUGUGAGUGUUUCACGGGACAUCAUUUUGUAAAUGAAACAAGGACCUGCAUACAGAGUCGAGCCUUAUAUUUCACUUGUUCACACGACUACGAAUGCUACGAAAGUAACAGGUUUCCGGACACCAUGGAGUGUAAGAAUGGUCAAUGCGAGUGUAAGGAGGGAGAACGAUGUUCCAAAGGUUCGCUAAUGACGGCCGCCGGGACACUUGUGGUAAUCUUACUUUUCCUACAACGAAUCGCACGCUAG